Messenger RNA from Anopheles darlingi, 1272 nucleotides. RefSeq names its product YTH domain-containing protein 1-like. The coding region runs from base 1 to 1272 and encodes 423 amino acids. The record is from RefSeq and is a predicted model, not a curated record. The transcript is spliced from 2 exons. Lineage: Eukaryota; Metazoa; Arthropoda; Insecta; Diptera; Culicidae.
AUGUACGGUGUCGUCAGUGUGAACGUGCUGGUCACGGCAGUGCUCCUUUCGUUGGGCGUAGUGGACGAGUGUGUGUCCGCCCUACACAUGUACCCGGAGAUAUUCGAUCCGUCCAAGUUCCUGGCCCGACCGUUACCGCUGAAAAGUGUGCGACCGAGUGAUACCGCCGGUGACCACCAUCUGGCCCGCGGGUUUCAGGACGAUGAGACGGGUUUCGUGCGAUCGAGCAGUGAAUCGGGCAAGACGGGAUUCGUGCACCGUGAAAACUUUCACCGCAAGGAUGGCAACAAGUACGGGAACGAAAAGCAAACCGGACACGGGGAAUCGCGACGCUCGGAGGAACCGUCAGUGGGAGCGGCAAAGGACGUAGCUGGCGGACACGAAACUGGCCGAAGGAUAAUCGAAACGGAUCAUUACAUCCCGGAACCGAUGUACGAGGUGACCGAGGAGCAGAACAGCGAUUAUGAGAAUCCCGAUAAGCACAAGAAGUACGGUACCGCGGCGAAGCCCGCGCCCGGCCAGGAGGAAACCGAUAAGAAGAAAAAGCCGAAGGUGGAAAGUCAAAUGAAAGCGUCCGGGCUGAAGGAGGCGACCGGUCCGGCGAGGAGGAAACCGAGAAAAGGUGGUCGGAGCAAUCAGCAGAACAACCACAAUGGCUACGAAUCGAUCGUGUACCACGAGAACGAGCGUGACAGCAUGGAGCAGGGCUACGGGAAGCGGAAGGCGGUCGGUAAGCUGCCUACCAAGCAGACGGUCCACGGCAAUCCGGUACCACAGGGACGUCUGCUCGACGACGACAACGAGUAUGAAGAGGACGGGCGCCAUGGUGAUGAGGAGGAGGAGAAUGAGGAUGACGAGACUCGCCACAGCGAGCACGCCGAUGGUGAGGACGGUGACGACGACGAAGUGGACACGGGCGAACGUGGUAAUGAUUCGGACUUUGGUGAUAACUAUGACACGGUCCGGUUCGAUAGUGACUUCGAGAGGUCGUUCCGAGGGCAUGAUGCCAGCUUUGAAAACGGCCACGACGACGGGGGAAAGAACGCGAGGGGGAAGGGCAAAGGACGCCAGCACGAUAAUGUGGAUUAUGAUUACGACGAGGAGGUAGACCGGGAGCAGGUGGAUGAGGCGGCCAGCGAGGAUAAGUACCGAGGUGAUGAUGAGUCCGACGAGGAGGGGGAGGAAGAGGAGGGCAAUGGUGAGAGGGACGAUGACGAUGGGCGGCAGUACGAGUACGCCAGCGAGGCGGACAGUGACGCACAGGACUAUUGA